Molecule: messenger RNA, 2496 nt
Organism: Dermacentor andersoni
Lineage: Eukaryota; Metazoa; Arthropoda; Arachnida; Ixodida; Ixodidae
Molecular function (GO): serine-type endopeptidase inhibitor activity
Source: RefSeq, a predicted model, not a curated record
UCUUUUCAGUACCAAAAGAUCUUGAGAAAGCACAAAGGGACAAAAGAAAAGAAAAAGACAAAUCAUUACGUUGGUUGUCCAUUAUCAGGGCCGUAUGGCAGUUGUCCAUCAGCCACCGACGGUGACAAUGUGUGAAACUUGCCAGCGCUGAUGAGCUUAGGUGAACGUACUAUUGGGAGCAAUAUGAGCGGGAACAGAGGAGUGUGUGCCAGAUUGCGUCGAACCCUGCUAUGGGCGAUACCGGGCGUCCGUCGUCGGAAACGGUCGCUGUUCUAAUAAAUGUUGGCACUCUCACCGUGCGUCUCUUUACACAAAGUGCGGAACUUCGCAGCGCCAGCGCACAUUGAUAAAGCUGUUUGAUAUUGCGUUUACUGAUAACUUUGUGCAUCGAAGCGUGGUCAAUAGCAGCACUCUUUUGAAGCGUAAACAUACGAGAGCUACUUCCCUGGGAAGUCUGUCCGACUAUCUGGAACGCAUGACACUAUGCGCUCCGUAAGAUAUACAUUAGGUCGUAUGGGGGUAUAUCUGCGAACACCUUACGCUACACGCAGGAACGGGCGCCUAAGAGCUGCGCUCUCUCAAAAAAAAAAAGAAAGAUGAAGAAAGCAUGUCUGAAAGAAAAUGACUCGCUGUAAGUUACUGUGCACGUAACCGUCUUAUCGGCUAUCCGCCGCCAGUGAAAUGCCGUAAGCUGCCGUUUUCGACAAACCCAGGGGCGGUGGGAGUGCCAACAGUUAGCGGAAGAGCGUCCCCCCUUUCCCCUCUGCUUUCGACAGUGCCAUCUGCGCAUCGCUCUAACUCGGUUUCGGGGCUAUUUGCCACGCGUUCGCGUGUUCCCGCUCAUAUUGCUCACGAUAGUACUUUAUAGUACUAGCUUCACAAGAGGGAUGUACUAUUGCUGCAAGAACAGCGACAACACAGAGCACAAGAAAAACGGUAGCUGCGCCAAUAGCCGCAAUGCAGUGAUCUAGUGCAGGGAAACGAGAAACUACGAUACUGCAUAGUGAUAGCUCAGUCGCCUUACUACCGCCCUCCACGCGCGCUCCCUCCUCUCUCUCUCUCACUCACACAUACACACAUAAACACACAGACGCACGCACGCACGCACGCACACGCGCCUUACUCAUUUCUUCUCUUUCCCAAAACAACAAAUAAAUAAACGUGCGUAAAGAUGCCCUCCUUACACAGCAUGAGGACCGUUCAACCACAGGCAGUAAUUACCUGGACAUUAAUCUCUCCUAAUCAUGGUAUUAGGCCCUGCGACAGAUGCACGAAGGCACACUGAGAGGUCUAAGGCCGAGAUAUUGCAGGAGUAGUAGCAGGAUGACCAAAAGCAAUGCCGGAGUAAACAGUCGCAUGCCUGGCCAGCAUGAAUGCAAUUAAUGUGGCUUGCUUGCAAACGUCUAUUUCUCUUACGCAAGAAAAAAGAAAAAGAGAACGCUCACUGGAUUGCCAGACAAGGUGGUGGUGCUGGGAACCCCGCGAAAAAUAAUCGCUUCGUUCACGCAACGCCAGUGGGCACACGGCGAAAUACAUCCGGCGAUUGCGAAGCAGGUGUGCACUAUCGCCCAAGAAAAAAAACUGAGGAAAAAGUAAAAAAAGAAAGGAAAUAAUGGAACGAGAAGAAAACGUGAGAACAGCUAGCCAGGUGGAAGUAGAAGCCGAGAAAAGGUCACUGACCCCUCCCAUGCCUUCUCUAAUCUGGGUUGAAAGCGACGCAAGAAUAAACAAAAAGAAGCAAGUGGGUCCCUGUUCAGAAGCGGGAACGGGCCUCGCCAUUUCGGGACUUGGCCGAACGAUGCAAAGCGGCUGCAGCCACAUGUGAAAGGCCCUGCAGUGCUUGAAAACCGACUGUGGACGCUCGCUAUUUCCAAGAUGAGGACUCCCUGGGUGUGGUGGAUUUCCAGUCUGCUGAUUUCCUGCUCGGUAUUAGCCGGAGCCGCACCGGCCUCUCAGGAGUGGCGUCUGCGGUAUGCGGCGCUGACCACGAGGGACCCGGAGUCGUGCCGGCUGGAGCCCGAGCGGGGCCUGUGCUACGCGGCCUUCACUCUCUACUACUUCGACGCCGCGGCGGGCACGUGCGAGGAAUUCCUGUACGGAGGCUGCGGUGGCAACGCCAACCGAUUCGGCUCACUAGAGGAGUGCCUGGCCACGUGUGCCAGAGCGGCUGCUCCUGCCGCUGCCGGCAAGGCGCAAAAGGCGGCACAGGCAGCGAACCACCGAUCAGGAGGCGACGCUGCUUCGCCCAGCGCCGCCUCGCAUGCAAAUGGUGCCGCGGGCCUCGAGGCACAAGCGACGAGAUCGCGGACGACGCCGACACAGUCCACGCCGGAGGAAGAAAACCGACGAGUGGGGCCUGCCUCGAUGCACGAGGCGGCAACUUUUAUUUCCUCGGAUUUGUUCGGGCCACUCGACGGGGACCAAGUGUGGGAUGCUGCGCGGCUGUAGCUUCGCUUGGGUGACACGAAAAAAAAGAAGUCGCACUCGACUAAAUUU